GUUGUCACAGUUUCAAGACCAAGGAUCUUAUCCUGCGUGAAGCUCGAAUGAGGGGCAACCUGUCACAUAAAGGGCAUCCAUUCCGUGUCUAUGAGGAUUAUGCGCCCGAUGUGGCAAAGUAUCGCGCCGACUACAGAGAUGUCAUGACCAAACUCUACAAACUCCAUCUUCGCCCAGCCUUACUCUUCCCUGCAAGACUAAGAAUUACCCCGCCUUCCGGUGAGAAGAUUUGGCUCUCCUCGGUUUUGGACGCAGAGAAGUUUAUCCGGGGAUAUACACCAAUCCCCCGUACAGGCCCAAGACAUAAAGUCGCCUGAAAGCUGUGUAGCAAUAAUUCCAGCUUCUGACCAAGAAUCAUGGAUACCUUUCAUGUGAGUACUCACACACCAGAUUUUUUUUACAUACCUCAGAAGGAAGAUACCUCAAUAUCUGGAAGCACUGUCUCAUGUACAACUGUUAAUGCUAUCUGAAAAAUCUAACAAAAUGUUGACUUGAUCGUUUCAUCAAGACCUUCUCAUCACAAGUUGGAACUAGUGGUCAACAUUGGGACAAUGCCGCCCAAAAUAACAGGGACCAACAUUUUCAUGGAGUGAGCAAGACCUGUCAGCAGAGCUCACUGGAGCAGGGAGACAUCCCAUCACCCUUUUGGCACCUGACAAAAUCACCACAGCAGCCGAAUUUGCUGUGCAGAGGGAGGAGAUCCUCCGAGCAUCAGGCCUCAUCCCGUCACAGAGGGAGGAAAUGCUCCGAGCAUCAGGCCUCAUCCUGUCACAGAGGGAGGGUAUCCUCCAAACAGCCAGUGUCCCUUCACAGAGGAAGGGGAUUCUCCCAGCAGCUAACAUCACUGUGCAGAGGGAGGAGAUCUUCCGAGCAUCAGGCCUCAUCCCUGAAGAGAGGGAGGACAUCCGCCUCACAGCCAGUGUCCCUGCACAGAGGGAGGGGAUUCUUCCAGCAGCUACUGCAGCUACUGUCACUGUGCGAAAGGAGAAGAUCCUCCGAGCAUCAGGCCUCAUUUCUGCACAAAAGGAGUUGAUCCACCUGAUGGCCAGUGUCACUGCGCAGAGGAAGGGAAUCGUCCCAAUGGUCAGCGUCCCUGCGCACAAGGAGGGGAUCGUCCAAAAGGCUAGUGUCCCUGCUGAGAGGUUGGAGAUCCUCCGAGCAUCAGGCCUCAUCCCGCCACAGAGGGAGGGGAAUGUCCGAACAGCCAGUGUCCCAGCACAGAGGGGUGGGAUUCUCUCAGCAGCCAGCAUCACUGAACAGAGGGAGGGAAUUCUUCCAGCAGCUUCUAUCACUGUGCCGAAGAAGAAGAUCCUCAGAGCAUCAGGCCUCAUACCUGCACAAAAGGAGUUGAUCCACCUGAUGGCCAGUGUCACUGCGCAGAGGAAGGGAAUCGUUCCAAUGGUCAGCGUCCCUGCGCACAGGGAGGGGAUCGUCCCAAAGGCCAGUGUCCCUGCUGAGAGGGAGGAGAUCCUCCGAGCAUCAGGCCUCAUCCCGCCACAGAGGGAGGGGAAUGUCCGAACAGCCAGUGUCCCAGCACAGAGGGAUGGGAUUCUCUCAGCAGCCAGCAUCACUGAACAGAGGGAGGAGAUCCUCCGAGCAUCAGGCCUCAUCCCAUCACAGAGGGAGGGUAUCCUCCAAACAGCCAGUGUCCCUGCACAGAGGGAGGAGAUCCUCCGAGCAUCAGGCCUCAUCCCAUCACAGAGGGAGGGUAUUAUCCAAACAGCCAGUGUCCCUGCACAGAGGGAGGGGAUCUUCCGAGCAUCAGGCCUCAUCCCGCCACCAAGGGAGGGUAUCCUCCAAACAGCCAGUGUCCCUGCACAGAGGGAGGGGAUCUUCCGAGCAUCAGGCCUCAUCCCUGAAGAGAGGGAGGAGAUCCUCCUCACAGCCAGUGUCCCUGUGAAGAAUGAAAACAUUCAUCCACAACCACCUUCCAUCAUCCCCAUGUUGGCACCACUGUGGAAAUGGGAUGGUGGAGCGUGUACUCCACCUGUGGAUUUCUAUUCCAAGAGAAGAGAUGUCCGACUUAGAUAUGUUGAGCAUCCUGCUAUGAUGUCCAUCACCAAGCCGGAACACUCCGAUGCCAACCCUCAGUUCCAGACUGGCACCCGGCCGGUGGCUGAGCCCGAGACCCCUGCUGUUCACAAUAACAGUGGAGGCUGGCUCAGCUGGGUCUUUGGGAGUGGAAGAGCUAACAAGAAGGAGGUUCAUCUACCUGAGGACAAAGACAGAUCUAUUGUCUGGGAUCCAACUCUGCACAGAUGGGUUAACAAAACUGAGCCCAAGGCUGAAAACAAGUGUGUACCACCACCUCCACCGAUGGGGACACAUGGAUAUCAGGGGAACACUGGCAGUGUCCCCAAAGGAGUGAAUCCCUACUCUAUGAAAGCAGCAGGUCUAUGGGGCAGCAGAUACCCCACAAUGCAUUGCAAUGAUGGGACCAACUCAAAGCCUCCAAGACAUGGGGCUGGACUGCUUCCUAGACAGCUCUCUGGCUUGCUCCCUCCUUCACACUUUGACCUCAUGGCACCAAUGGUUGUGCCACCUGACACUCUACACUACUGAGGCCCAAGACAUAAAGUCGCCUGAAAGCUGUGUAGCAAUAAUUCCAGCUUCUGACCAAGAAUCAUGGAUACCUUUCAUGUGAGUACUCACACACCAGAUUUUUUUUACAUACCUCAGAAGGAAGAUACCUCAAUAUCUGGAAGCACUGUCUCAUGUACAACUGUUAAUGCUAUCUGAAAAAUCUAACAAAAUGUUGACUUGAUCGUUUCAUCAAGACCUUCUCAUCACAAGUUGGAACUAGUGGUCAACAUUGGGACAAUGCCGCCCAAAAUAACAGGGACCAACAUUUUCAUGGAGUGAGCAAGACCUGUCAGCAGAGCUCACUGGAGCAGGGAGACAUCCCAUCACCCUUUUGGCGCCUGACAAAGUACACUUUUUUUCUUCUAAAUAACACUAUAGUAACGUCUUCUGCACAAAGUUACAUUCCUAAUAAGAUUGGUGUUAAGUGAGAAAGAAUCCUAAAGAUGGUCCAAUGGGCAUGGUCUGAAGCCUCUCGUCAUCUCAGUAUGUUGAACCACCUGAUUUCUUGCAGGCUUGAGAUUCAGAUCCUGCUGAACGAUGUUAAGCAAUCGAUUAACCACAUGCAGGGGACGCUGAACACCAUGCAGGGGCAGUGUAUUGAGUUGCAGACUGCCAUAUCUAAGGUAGUGUCAGAUGAGUCUCAGAUACAGAAGAAUAAGUCUAUGAUGGUAUGGUGAUAAUGAUUGAGAUGGUGAUUAUAAUAAUGAUGACUAGCGGUACCCCACCCUACGGGCGGUAAAUCAUUGGAUCUGAUUAAUUCAAUUCAAUGCAAUUCAAUCUUUGAGGACUGCAACCAUAGAAAUACAGUUUAUUUACACUAAUAAUAAGCUAUUGUCAACUUCCCGUCUAUGCUUAUCUUGCUCAUUGCUCACUGUUACCCUAUGUGUGCAACUAUUAUUGAUUUCUCACACAAAAAUAAUUUGGUUGCAAAUGUACCUGGGGCCA
Messenger RNA from Oncorhynchus mykiss (rainbow trout), 3528 nucleotides. The record is from RefSeq and is a predicted model, not a curated record. Lineage: Eukaryota; Metazoa; Chordata; Actinopteri; Salmoniformes; Salmonidae.